Messenger RNA from Spodoptera frugiperda (fall armyworm), 1914 nucleotides. Its product is annotated as speckle-type POZ protein-like. Gene Ontology annotation, biological process: proteasome-mediated ubiquitin-dependent protein catabolic process; regulation of proteolysis. The record is from RefSeq and is a predicted model, not a curated record. Bases 161 to 1300 code for a protein of 379 amino acids. Lineage: Eukaryota; Metazoa; Arthropoda; Insecta; Lepidoptera; Noctuidae. Gene Ontology annotation, molecular function: ubiquitin protein ligase binding. The transcript has a single exon. Gene Ontology annotation, cellular component: cytoplasm; nucleus.
GACGCUUAAUAACAAAAUAGUCCAGAGUUUGUUUGUUUGUUAGUUAGUAAAUUGUUGCUUAAUUUAAAAUAAACACGUUUGUUUUGUUUCUUAGUUUAAUUUUCAUCUAGUUUGACGGUAUUACGUUUAUCUUUGACAGACCGUUAGAUGACUUUGAUUGAUGUAUUUAGUGCGUCCAAGUUGUAUUCGCGGGUGUAUAUGCGUGCGGUGCAUAAAGUUUAUUCGGUGGCGUAGCACGUAUUUUGUUUGGUUUGCUCGAAUUAAAAUUCUUAGAACUAUGUCUAGUAUAAAUUAUACUACCCGUACCGAGGGACAAACUAAAAUAAAUACCAUAAUAUGGACAGUGCCAAAUUUUAUCAUACUGCUGGAAAACAAAACUAAAAGAGAGUUUCGCACCGAGAAAUCUAAGGAUCCCUCUACUGAUUUGUCUGAAUCAAGAUUUCAAUUGAAGAUGCAAUUCUUAGGAAGAGAUAAUGACAUCAUAGAAAUCUACUAUCUGUCUCCAACUCCAGUAUUCUUGAAGUCUAUCCUAACCAUAUGCCUGAAACGUUUCGAAGAGCGAUCGAUAGUAAUAAAAGAGUAUCACACUGUUCAGGCAAAUAAAUGGCAGUACUUAGCAACCCUAUUCAAACGAGACAUCGCCAGUUAUGAUGGCAGAGACAUAUUCCUACUUAGUGAUGGCAGUUUGCGACUUAAAUUCCAGUUUAUGGUGACUAAUGAUAUUAAAGUGGACCACUCGAACAUCCCUGAGGCACAACUGAGCAAUGAUUUUGAAAAUUUACUAAACAAUGGAUUGUUUUCUGAUGUCACUAUGAAAUCUGCUGAGGAUGUUGAAUAUAAGGUGCACAAGGCUGUGUUAGCGAGCCGAAGUGCAGUGCUCAGGGCACACUUUGAACAUAAUACUACUGAAUGCUACACUAAUGUUGUUGAAUCUCCAUUAGAGUCGGAGGUAUUGAGAGAAGUCCUGACUUUCAUAUACAGUGACAAAGCUCCAAGGGUAGACGAAAUACCAGAGAAGUUGUUGGCUGCGGCAGACUAUUACCAACUAAGCAGAUUGAAGAAUCUCUGCGAGGAAGCUUUGCAUAAGAAACUAACAGUGGAAAAUGCCAUAGAAACUUUACAACUGGCUGAUCUUCACUCUGCUAAUGCGUUGAAGCAGCUUACCCUGGAGUUCAUAAAGGAUGGUCAGGCAAAACUAAUAACCAAGACUGAAGGUUGGAAUAAAGUGAAGUCUGUAGAACUGAUCAAAAGGAUUUAUGAAUACAUUAUGACUGAUGAUAUUGAUGCAGAUAUUAAGUAGUUAACUAUCUCACUACAGAAGAUUUCUAUGAGAUUAAACUUGACAAUUGUUGCUCAUAUUGUCUUCAUAUUUCCAAAUUCCUGACAGAUUGUAGUGCAUUCCAGCUUAUGUGCGAGUGUGUGUGUGAUUAAUGUUUUAAAUCUUAAUGGCAAUUAAGAUGAACUUGUCCUAUUAUCAUUGUUCUUAUUAAUGCCAGAUUGUUAUUAGUAAUUAUGAUAUUACAAUGACUAAAUUCUUAAUUAUUUUGCCAUUAGAAUUUAAAAGAAAAAUUGUAAUGUUGAGGGCGUUAAAUUGGACUGUAAUGAAUGAAUGUAAUAAAGUAGCAUAUUUAAUUUUGAAAUAUUUAUUACAAUUUGAUUAACAUACAAUUAUCAAUGUCGGCUAAUAUGGUAACGAAAUUGGUGUAAACAUUCCUCUAACAUUUAGUCUACUAUUACAAAUGUUUUGUCUAUAAUUAUUAUGAUCUCAAGUAGGGUGCAAGUUUUGUAGCAAAUCUAAAAUGAUGUCAAUUAGGUCUUUAAGUUAUCAAUAUAAAUCUCAUUUUAUAUGUUUAUGUAUACAAUAUUUUGAGAAGUGUGUAACAAAUAAAAUGUCUUAUAGACAAUAUGACAAGA